GUCAGAUACACUGGCAGCCCGAGGGGCCCUGAUCGCUCUCACAAUGUGUCGCUCUUGGACGUAUUGUCGUUGCCUCGUGGCUGCGAACGCCCAACAAGCCCGUCGAACGGUGGAACAUCCCAGAGUCAAACCCCCUUUUAUUGACAUGAUACUGUCGCCGGUGACCUGUCGUCCUGAGGAGAGAGUAGCACAACCUUCAGAUCACUCCAGACCUGUGUUGAGGAAGCAGAAGAGUCGCAGUGCGGGUGGGAGAUGGACCAUCUGAUCCACUUCGACCAAAACCCCAGAGCCGCUGAGAAGCCGUCGCUCCACCGUACCAGCAAUGAUGCUGGCUUCAAGAUCAAACAUGGGGACAUCUAUGAGCAGAAUCCGCUCGCCAGCGAUUCUCUGACAAAACUCGAUAACGAGUACAAUGAACUCGCGAGAACCUGUCAGGCAUUUAACAAGAAUCUGUUCCCGGACGAUCAUAGUGAUCUAGAACAGGAUGCCCCAACCGAUGAAGAUGUCCUGCGAGUGAUCCGCCAGGCAGAAGAAGUCUGGGCAUCAAGUACUCGCGGGUGUCAUCACUUACGAUGGUCAACGACGCUGCUUGGAUCAUGUGCUACGGCCCUGGAUGCCCAUUCAGCUUUGUUAUGUGCAUUUCCCCGAGGGGAGAGAUAUCGCUCUCUUCUUUACCGUGUCCUUCAGUCUGUGAUUAAGGCUUCAGCCAAGUAUCACAAGGUCGCAGAAGGCCUUUCACAAGCUCUCGUCGAAAUCAACGAAGCGAUCUUUUCCGCUCGAGGCGCCGGACUCGACGCAUCCAUGAGGGUGCUAUACCCUAUCGCUACUCUUUACUCUCAGAUCUUCCUCUUCUUCGGAGAGUUCAUGUAUUGGUACACUAAGAAGGCCAAAUGUCGUCUUCUGAAGAGCCAUCACCAAGACUUUUAUUCUGACCUUCAGUAUCUCGUCCACGUGAUAAGAGAGACCUGCAGUUCGAUCAAUCUCGAACGAAUAGACACGACUUAUCUCACCGCGGCGAUAGGAAUGAAGGGCGGAACGAAUCUCUCACGUGCAACGCUCUACCAGAUGGAAGAGGCACGUUUAAGCCAAGCCGGAUUGAGAGGAACGGAUCGCCAUGUUGCUUCACAGAAUACCAUCAUCCGUCAACUGCUAUGGGAAAUCCAAAAAGAUGCCAACGAGCGAAAGAGAAUGGCGGAUGAAAAAGACAUGCUCCUUUCGCAGCUAGUUCACUUGUUAGAGCAGAAGGUCCAUGGGUUGAAGCGUGGUAAGAACGACGAGGUCGUGACCGCCACGGCGUUGGAAGAUAUUGGUACGGAAACUAUUUCUCUUGCAUUUCUUAUCAGGUCUAGGCUAAACCCAGAAGCCCAAGUUAUUCCCAGCAUCGCGGCUUCCAAGACAUCUAAACGCAAGGUAUCGAGGGUGGAGCUGGAACUUUCUUCCAAGGACCUCCAAGACUUCUUCGACAAUGACGAUCAAUUAUUGAACCUCGAGCUCCCUCUGGAGAUAUACGCUGACCCCGGCGUGAUUACGACUUUGAGGGAAUGGACCCUCAGUUCGCCAUCCCAGGUACUCGCGAUCGCAUGUCCCUCCGUGACGUCUUAUCCCUGCCCAGCUACCAUUCUUUCGGGACACUACACUUGGUCAGCGCGACAGGCAGGGUUGCCAGUGAUAUCACACUUCUGUUCUCCUCUGUCGCAGAGCUCGGACGGAAGCAAUACAAGUGGUCAUGGACUUGUGGCAUUGGUAUACAGUUUGAUCCGACAAUUGAUCGAGCUUGCACCGCCUGUUCUGGAUUGCGAGAUUUCUUCUGAUCCAAGCGCAGAACGUUUCCGUAAGCUAGACGGCACCCUGAACACGUGGGAUGAGGCAAUAUCUGUCUUCGAUACCUUACUCAAUUUCGUACCGCCGGUCCUAGUCUGCGUGAUCGGUAGCCUUCACGUGCUCAAUGACGAAUCGACCGAGAGUUGUCUCCAGUCACUUGUUCGGAUCCUCGUCAGACGUACAAACCGCCCAAGUCCUACAUCAAGAAACAGAGCUACUGGGACCAAGCCUACCAUUCUGAAGGUUCUCUUCUCCACGUCUGGGAAUCCCACCGUGCUCUCGGAAAUCCCGCCAAACCAAAUUAUUGUCACGGACUCGCUGCGGAUCGGACGCGCUCCGGAACACCCUAUAUUCUUGGAGUCCAACACUGUAAGGGGCAAUUGCCCGUUAUAGCAUUGUUGAAUGAGGACUAAGGUUCUAGCGAUGAUCGUUUAUCUUUCCUAUCAAGAGGCCUCUUCUCCAUCGAAAGCCCCUUAUGUCUUGCGAUUUCGAGGAAUGUUUUCAUGAGU
Messenger RNA from Paecilomyces variotii, 2330 nucleotides. RefSeq lists its product as hypothetical. Bases 253 to 2214 code for a protein of 653 amino acids. NCBI's taxonomy places the organism in Eukaryota, Fungi, Ascomycota, Eurotiomycetes, Eurotiales, Thermoascaceae. The record is from RefSeq and is a predicted model, not a curated record. The transcript is spliced from 3 exons.